Messenger RNA from Coregonus sp. 'balchen', 4399 nucleotides. The record is from the annotation of a GenBank genome assembly. NCBI's taxonomy places the organism in Eukaryota, Metazoa, Chordata, Actinopteri, Salmoniformes, Salmonidae.
AGGUUUCUACAGACGUCCCAUCUUCACACAGUAGUAGAAUGUAGGAGUCCAUCGACUAGAGCUGGUCUCGGUCGACGUCACAAUGGGAGGUUCUUAUUGGUCAGUUCCGUGGCCGUCAGGCACAACAGCUCACAGGUGAGUCGGUGUCAAUGCGAAAUACAGGAACUAGUCUGAUCCUCUCACAAUUGUUUUAAAACAUUACACCAUGCUCUGGUUGUUACACCUUGACACAUGUGGUCAAAAUCCAAGACACUUCCUGUUGUAUAAUAGUUUGUCCUGUUCCUUUAGAAAUCCUUCCACCUGAUUUGUAAAAGAGGUAUUUUGAUUGGCACAAUAUAAAAUAAAAGCUGGCAUGCUAUGUUAUAUUUUCAGAUCUCAAGUGAAACCCUUCCCACGGCAUCUCCAGUGCUGGAAGCAUCCAUCCCCAGCACCACAGUCAUGGAUCCCACCUCUAUAAACACACAGCCAAUCACUGAGCAGGUAUUUGAGGCUGCACCAACUGUAAUGGAUGUUCUGCAGGGGGUGGGAGUAGAGCUGAGCCUAUCAGAGCUGGGCCUGGGGAGCGCCACCCCCGUGGGCCUGGUCCAGAACCUACUCGAGUUCAUGCAUGUGGACAUGGGGAUGCCGUGGUGGGGAGCUAUUGUUGUAGGUGAGACAUUUACAUGACAUUAACAUUUUAGUAAUCUAGCAGAUGCUCUUAUCCAGAGCUACUUACAAUCAGUGCAUUCAUGUUAAGAUGGCUAUGUGAGACAACAACACAUCACAAUCGUAUCAACAAAGUAUUUAUCAGCAAAGUCAGUGCUAGUAUGAAAAGACAAGUGUCUUUUUUUGGGGGGGUUGCCGGGGGCGCCGUGAGUUAUUAAAUGUACUCUUCAAAGAGGUAGGGUUUCAGACGUUUUCGGAAGAUGUGCAGGGACUCCGCUGUGCUGACUUUAGGGAUAAGCUUUUUCCACCAUUGGGGUGCCAGGACAGAGAAGAACUUUGACUGGGCUGAGCGGGAGCUACCCUCCCAUAGGGGUGGAAGGGCCAAGAGACCACAGGUGGUGGAACGGAGUGCUCGGGUUGGGAUGUAGGGUUUGAGCAUAGCCUGAAGGUAGGGAAGGGCAGUUCCCCUUGCUGCUCCGUAGACAAGCACCAGGGUCUUGAAGAUGAUGCGAGCUUUGACUGGAAGCUAGUGGAGCGGGAUGACAUGCGAGAACUUCGGAAGGUUGAACACCAGUCAGGCUGCAGUAUUCUGGAUAGGUUGCUGGGGUUUGAUGGCACAAGCGGGGAGCCCAGCCAACCGAGUUGCAGUAGUCUAGAUGGGAGAUGACAAGUGCCUGGAUUAGAACCUGUGCUGCUUCCUGUGUGUGGAAAGGUUGUACUCUACCGAUGUUGUAGAGCAUGAACCUGCAGGAGCGAGUCACUGCUUUGAUGUUUACAGAGAACGACAGGGUGUUGUCCAGGACCGACGUCCAAGCUGAGAUAUUUGCAAGGCACGCAAAGAUGUCGCCACCUGGGUGUCAGAAGAGGGGAAGGAGAAAAGUAGUUGAGUGUCAUCCACAUAGCAAUGAUAGAAAAGCCCAUGUGAGGAUAUGCAAGAGCCGAUUGACUUGGUGUAAAGAGAAAAUAUUUUUCCACUUUGCCAGCUCGGGAUUUGAACCAGCAACCUUUUGGUUACUGGCCCAACGCUCUUAACCACUAGGCUACCAGUCUCCGUUGAGUGAGCUGUCUUGAAGCCUGACUGGUUAGGGUCAAGAAGAAUUGUUCUGAGAGAUAACCAGAGAGUUGGUCAGGGACAGCACGCUCAAGUGUGUUGGAAAGAAAAGAAAGAAAGGAUACCGGUCUUUAGUUUUUGAUGUCAGAGGGGUCGAGUGUUGGUUUGUUGAGGAGGGGGGCAACUCUGGCCAUCUUGAAGUCAGAGGGGAUGCAGCCAGUGGUCAGGGAUGAGGGAAGUGAGGAAUGGGAAAACAUCUCCAGAAAUGGUCUGGAGGAGGGGAUGGGGUCAAGUGGGCAGGUUGUUGGGCGGCCGGACAUCACUAGUCUCAGAAUUUCAUCUGGAGAAAGAGGUCAAGGCGUAAGGUAGUUCUGUGUGAGUGGGACCGGUGGGCUCAGUAGGCUGAGUGAAUGAGUAACUGAUGUCUUUGUCCUUUUUUUCAAGGUGGUUGACAGUCAUUCGCAGGGAAGGGGAGGAGGUGGAGGAUUAAGGAGGGAGGAGAAAGUGGAGAAGAGUUUCCCAGGGUUAGAGGCAGAAGCUUGAAAUUUAGAGUGAUAGAAAGCAUCUUUAGCAGCUGAUACAGAGGAAAAUAAGGUAGAGCGAGAGGAGGGAGUGGAAGGAUAAUAGGUCCUCCGGAGGUUUGGUUUUCCUCCAUUUCCGCUCAGCUGCCCGCAGCACUGUUCUGUUAGCGCGUAGUGAGUCACAGACCAUAGAAUUAGGAAUUAAUGUAAUUUAAUAGGAUCUCUAUGGGUGAGACCCUCCUCAUCAGAACUCUGUGUGGGUUGCCUCAGCCUGUCUAGCUUCAAAUCAUCAGACUUGAGUCCAAUAUUCACAAGGAGAUACUUGGUUGUAAGAGGCUUUUGGUAUUUAUCUUGAUGUAUUGCUGACUUUCCUUAUUUUUUUAUUUUGUCCAUUUCUGUUUUUCUCUUACACACCCACACCCACAGGCACGGUGCUGGCCCGCAUCAUGGUGUUCCCGGUCAUCGUGAAGGGUCAGAGGGAGGCAGCCAAGCUGAACAACGUUAUACCAGAGAUGACCAAACUCACCAACAAGAUGAACGAGGCCAAACAGAGCGGAAACAAGUUUGACUGUUAGUCUUCUCUCUCUCUCUUCCUCAACUCAUUUCUGUUUAAUGACAUAUGUAUCCUCCCUCUGUAUUUAUCCCUCUCAUCUCUCAUUGGAACUGUUCCCUUCUUUUGCUGCUCUACUCUUCUCAUUUCAUUAUUUCCCAGAUAGAGAUGAAGCCUUAUACUAAAAACCAUUUUCAAUGGAGAAUCUCCAUUGCUUUUAACUCAAUGACUAGGCUUGAUCUCUGUCCAGGAAAGCGGCCCUUACAAAAAUGAUAUAUAUAUAUUUUUUACAUAAAAUAACAAAAAUCCCAACAAAUCAGCUCCAAGUGAUUUUUAUUUUGGACAUCUGUUCCAAAGUAUUCUCAUGCAUAAUAUAUAUAUAUAUAUAUAUGAUCGUAUUCAAAUGUAAGCAAGGUUUGAAAUUAUGUUUUUAGUUUUGAUCCCUGCUGUAGUGUGUGAUGUCUCCCUCAGUUUCUCAUGUGAGGUAAUAUUUCUGUGUUUCUCCUAGUUGCUAAGGCGUACUCUGACCUGACCAUGUUCCAGAAGAAGCAUGACGUCAACCCUCUUCGUGGCUUCCUGGUCCCUCUGGUGCAGGUCAGUUACAGUCAGUGUCCUCUGUAGCUCAGCUGGUAGAGCACGGCGCUUGUAACGCCAAGGUAGUGGGUUCGAUCCCCGGGACCACCCAUACACAAAAAUAUAUGCACGCAUGACUGUAAGUCGCUUUGGAUAAAAGCGUCUGCUAAAUGGCAUAUUAUUAUUAUUAUUAUUAUUAUUAUUAUUAUUAUUAUUAUUAUUACAGCUACGUCUCUCUCUCCCCCCCCCCCCCCCCCCCCCCUUCACUGAUUUGAAAGAAAAUAACUGAUAUAUAAGUAAUGAUGGAAACUCCCACUAUAGCCCAUGCCUCCACACAAUCCAAUGCUUUACAAUUUAUGGGAAGUAUUGAACAAGGAGAAAGAAGAUAUUAAUGGGACCUAGUAUUUAGGACCCAAGACUAAUCCCACCUCUCUCCCUCUCUCUUUUUCCAGACUCCAGUCUUCAUCUCGUUCUUCAUUGCUCUCAGAAAGAUGUCCUACCUCCCUGUCCCCAGUAUGCAGACAGGAGGGUGCUUGUGGUUCUUCGACCUCACAGCAGCAGACCCCUUCUACAUCCUCCCCAUCGCUGUGACCGGAACCAUGUUCGCCAUCCUGGAGGUAAGUUUAGUCAAGUCAUAACCCUGUCCCCAGGCUAUUGCGCAUUGGGCGGACAUGUCUGGGGAAAUAUUAUUCAGCUGUGCUGACCUUGAUUAGCUUUUUUUAUAUAUAUAUAUAUAUAUUGAAUUUUUUAUCAAACAGGAUAUUAUAACUUUUCUUUUAUAAAUGUUUUAUUGAAAUAUUUGAAUGCAAGAUUAUGAAUAAUAUUUGCAUAGUAUUAACAGUAUUGAGCCUGAAUAACAACCACCUGUCUGUCUCCCUGUCUUCUCAGUUGGGGGCAGAGUCUGGUGUGGAUAACCCUAACCUGAAAGCCAUGAAGACUGUGUUCAGAAUCAUGCCCUUCGUCAUCCUCCCCCUCACCAUCAACUUCCCCACGGUCAGUCGCUCUCUUUGUUUCUCUCUGUUUAUCUCUUGCGCCCCCCUGUGGCAGUAUCAUAAAUAG